AUGAUGAGCCGAGUACCGAGAAUUCAGCGGUGUCUCAAUAUUAGAAAAAUAAACUCAAACCCAUUUAUCUGUCGGUUUCCACACUGUAAGGCGAGCUAUCAGCGGCAGGAGCAUCGUCGUCGCCACGAGGCUCAACAUCACCAACACCAGGUGUUCAAGUGUACGACUUGUGGCCAGAAAAUUGGCCGACGUGACACGCUCCGACGGCAUAUACAGAAGAUGCAUGGAAUCACAGAACCGGCUCUCAUCAAAUAUGCAUGUACAGGCUGUCGGGUACAGAAGGCUCGAUGCGAAGGAGGGCCACCAUGUAGCAAUUGUCUCCGGCGCGGUAUACAAUAUUCUGUGGGUCAAAACGCUGAAGCACAGCAAAUCGGCAAAGUUAGUAGCCAGGAGGCAGCAAUUUCUCGUGAUCCCCCCACGGAAUCAAAGAAAAGCCGCUCUAGAAAGGAAGAGCGCUAUAUUAAUCUGUACUUCAAGAUUUUCCAUCUAUAUUGGCCAUUUAUUCACCAAGGCUCGUUUCGCGAAUAUGAUGAGACGCCGUUACUUAUCCAGUCGAUCAAUAUUAUUGGCUUAUGGCUAAGCAAUAAAGACAAUGCACAGUCAAGGGCGAUUGCCCUGCAUAGCGUACUUAGCUCUGCUAUACACGAACAAACGACAUAUGGUUUCUGUUUCUGGCCUAUCCCGACAUACCAGGUUAUUUUACUCUAUAUAAUAUUCACUAUACUAUAUAAAGGCGGCGGAGCGCUGGGUCUAGAUCUGAAACCCUGUCUAUCACCGGCUGAUGCCAAUCUCUUUGAUAGGCUUGUCAAAAGUUGCAAGAGGCUGCGCAUGCUACACUAUCCAAACAUGCUAGCGCGAUAUUGUGACAGCGAUCUCCCGGCAUAUGUCUGGGUAAGUAUCGAGGAAGUGAAACGAUUUAAUAUAGCACUAUAUAGAGUCUGCAAGGUGUGCAGCGAGCAGGGAAGUAGGACCACCGACUGUAAUGUAAUACGGGGAUCGAGCAGGCGGCUUCGAGCACAGGAUUUACAAUUUCCUUUACCGAGGAACACUCGAUUGUGGAACGCUGUAGAUAAAGCGGGCUGGGAAUCCGCAGCUACAGAGGAUGUCUUCUGUCACAGGCUGAAGGACACUUUGAAAGGCGAGUGGAUAUCAGAUUCGGCGCAUGUCUUGGAGAUGUGCUGA
Aspergillus caelatus is the source of this 1182-nucleotide messenger RNA. Its product is annotated as Zn(II)2Cys6 transcription factor. Lineage: Eukaryota; Fungi; Ascomycota; Eurotiomycetes; Eurotiales; Aspergillaceae. Gene Ontology annotation, biological process: DNA-templated transcription; regulation of transcription by RNA polymerase II. Gene Ontology annotation, molecular function: DNA-binding transcription factor activity, RNA polymerase II-specific; RNA polymerase II cis-regulatory region sequence-specific DNA binding; zinc ion binding. The record is from RefSeq and is a predicted model, not a curated record. The transcript is spliced from 4 exons. Gene Ontology annotation, cellular component: chromatin. Bases 1 to 1182 code for a protein of 393 amino acids.